Nicotiana tabacum (common tobacco) is the source of this 617-nucleotide messenger RNA. RefSeq lists its product as uncharacterized. The record is from RefSeq and is a predicted model, not a curated record. Gene Ontology annotation, cellular component: oligosaccharyltransferase complex. NCBI's taxonomy places the organism in Eukaryota, Viridiplantae, Streptophyta, Magnoliopsida, Solanales, Solanaceae.
AAUAUGCGAUUUACUUUUAUAUUUUCCCAUAUUUAUUCCAUCGCAUACCCGAACUCUUCAGAACUCAGAUCAUCUCAUUGCGCUCUCUAAGUUCUCUAAAAUGGUUCAAUCAGCAAAACCCAUUUCAAGCCCAGUACCCAUUACAUGGUACCCAACCCUAGCGGUAUUUAUGCUUGCAAUUGGCCUUAUCGUAACUGCUUCCUUCUUCAUCUAUGAAGCUACUUCUCCGAGGAAAUAUCGCAGUCUCGUGAAGGAGCUUACAACUGGAGCAAUGGCAUCUGUUUUCUUGGGUUUUGGAUCCUUGUUUUUGCUACUUGCUUCAGGCGUAUAUGUUUGAUGCAUCCACAUGGUUAGAGAUGAAGUAUUGUACUACUGUUUCUACAUGAAUGGUUUUGAGAAUUGCAGUUGGUUUUAUAUGAUUUAUGAUUGAAAAUAGCAUCUGUAGAACUGAUCCUUGUCACCUGGUGUAGUCUUAGAAUUUUUAACUGAAUGGCAGCAUUGGAGAGCUUAUUGAAAAAUUGAUUGAGGUAAGUGUGACCUAUUAAGCUUAUGAUGUAAGGCAUUUUGAAACUUUCUAUUGUUGGAGUUCAGUGCAUAAAAAUUUUAGUAUUAAAGAA